CCACAACAAUCAAGUCAAAAGGCUAGUGGAUCUAAAACCCAAUAUUUCCACACUAUAAAACCAAUUACUGGACUACAGUUUCAUACCUUGUUUGAUUUCCCAUUUGCUUUCAAGAAAACCAGACAUGGGAUUUUCUUGGUUUCUGCUGCUCUUCAUCACCCUUUUCUUUCAGUUCAUCGAUCCAACUUUAUCAGCAAAUGGGAACUCAGAUUUGAUUCAGCAGACUUGCAAGAACACAAAGUACUAUGAUCUCUGUGUUUCCUCCUUGAAAUCUGACUCCUCCAGCCUCAAAGCAGACUCCAAACUAGGGUUGGCUCUCAUCAUGGUUAGGGUUGGAAUGGCCAACGCCACCGCCACAAACUCCUACAUUUCCUCCCAGAUUCUGAGUGUCAAGAACGACACGGCGCCGAUGAGGAAGGUGAUGAGGGAAUGUGCUGACAAGUAUGCCUUUGCGAAUGAUGCCCUCCAAAACUCUGUCCAAGAUUUGAGUUCUGAGUUGUAUGAUUACGCCUACAUGCAUGUGAUGGCUGCUGCAGAUUACCCGAAUGCAUGCCGGAAUGCUUUCAAGAGGUAUCCUGGACUCGUUUAUCCCCAAGAACUUGCUGUUAGGGAGGAGGGUUUGAAGCAUAUUUGUGAUGUUGUUUUGGGGAUUAUUGAUGCUCUUGGUUUUUGAUGCUGUCAUUGUAACUUUUAUGCUUUUUUUCACUGUUUUUGUGUGUGAGUAUGUGUGUGAAUUUGCAGUGUUGAAAUUUCUAGAUGUUUUGUGAUGUAGUGAUUUUUUGUUCAUAUUGUGGAUUAAAAUAAAAGUUUUGAUGUUGUCUUUAAA
This is a messenger RNA of Sesamum indicum (sesame), 826 nucleotides long. RefSeq names its product cell wall / vacuolar inhibitor of fructosidase 2 (gene C/VIF2). The record is from RefSeq and is a predicted model, not a curated record. Gene Ontology annotation, molecular function: enzyme inhibitor activity. Lineage: Eukaryota; Viridiplantae; Streptophyta; Magnoliopsida; Lamiales; Pedaliaceae.